Molecule: messenger RNA, 1659 nt
Organism: Monoraphidium neglectum
Lineage: Eukaryota; Viridiplantae; Chlorophyta; Chlorophyceae; Sphaeropleales; Selenastraceae
Exons: 2
Coding region: 1-1659 (552 amino acids)
Source: RefSeq, a predicted model, not a curated record
AUGGCGGAGCCCCGUGUCCUGUGCCUCUCCGCCACCACAGUGCGGGCAAAGUUCGACGCCCUAGUGGACAGGUAUGGCGCGUUUUCUGUUGACAUCGUGGACAUGCUACUGGUGGACCCGGAAAUGCUCAUCAACGCGGCGCCCCUGUGCCCCCAGGAGCGCCAGCAGCGGCGCAGCCAGCAGGCCGCCGCCGCGGCGCGGCGGCGGCAGCAGCGGCAGCAGCAGCGCGCGGAGGCGGCGGCGGCAGCUGCGCUGGAGGAGGAGCGGCAGCGGCUCAGGCCCAAGUUCACGGGGCGGCAGCGGCGGCUGUUUAUUGAGGGGGACGAGGAGGAAGACCCGCGGGUGUGGGGCGGGCUUGACCAAGCCACCGCGGACCCAGGGCAGCCACAGCAGCAACAGCAGCAGCAGCAGCAGCAGCAGCAGGAGCAGGAGCUAGAGGGACUGCAGGAUCAGCAGCGCCAGCCAUCGGCGGACGCACUCAACGCGACGAGCAUUGCUGACCUGGCGGCGGACGAGGAGGGGCAGGCUGUGGCUGAGGCGGAGCAGCCGCGCGAGCAUGAAAAGCGGCGGCCGGAGCAGCGGCAGCAGCAGCAGUCAGUGCUGCGGUCGCUGCUGCAGUUUUCAGACCAGUCGGGGCUUCCGCCGGCGCAGGUGCUGGGCCUGUGGCAGCAGCAGCCCGGGCUGGUUGGGCUGCCUGCGUCCGAGCUGCGGCGCCGGCUGUCGGCGGUGGCGGGCGCGAUCGGCCUGGGGUCGUACGACGGCUCGGGCGGCAGCGCCACCAGCAGCACCGCAAGCGUCGACGGGGAGGGCGAGGCCGACGCAGCGGCGGCGGCGGCGAUCGCCGCCGCGUCCCGCAGGCGGGCGCCCGGCGGCGACGCGUACGCAAAGGCGGCGCCCGGAGGCGCGGCCGCCGCGCGGCGCGGCAGCCGCAAGGCGGAGCCGCCCGCGGGCGCGGCGCUGACGCGGCAGCAGCAGCGGGUGCUGAAGCAGCGGCAGCGGCAGGCUGAGGCCGACGAGCUGCAGCGGCAGCGCCUGCUGAAGCAGCAGCAGGAGGAGCAGCGGCGCGGCGCCGCCGGCGUCUUGUCCGCCGGCGCCGCUGGCGCUGCCGCGCAGCUGCAAGAGCGCGGCGCCGCCUUCGGCGAGGGCGAGCUGAGCACCGCGGCGGUGCUUGAGGCGGUGCUGCGGGACGCGCCCGCGCUGCUGGCGGUUUCGCCGGACGAGAUCGAGGCGCGCCGUGCGGGGCUCGGCGCCGCGUUGGGCGUGCAGGACGCGGCGCGGCUGCAGGCGCUGCUGGCGAAGCAGCCGGCGCUGCUUUCCGUUGAUGCCGGCGAGCUCGCCGCCCGCGCCGCCGCGCUGGCCGCCGCGCUGCGGCUGCCGCCCCCGCGCGCGCGCCAGCUCGCCGCCGAGCGCCCCUCGCUGCUCGCCGUGCCGCGGCCGGCGCUCGCGGCGCGGCUCGGGGCGCUGGGGCGCCUGCUGGGCGUGCCCGCCGCGCUGGCGGCGGAGUGCGCGGUGCGGGAGCCUGGGCUGCUGGCCGCAGGCGAGGAGGAGGUGCGUGCGCGGUUUGAUGCCUUGGCAGCAGGAUUCGGUUCUUUCAGGGAGGACGCGGUGGAUGUGGUCCUAGCAGACCCCUCUGUUCUGAUGCGCGUCGAAGGGCGGUGA